CUGCAGAAUGCCGCCGCGCAUGGCGGCAGGACCCGCGACGGGAUCGUCCUGGCAAAGCUGCUGGGCGCAAGGCCCGAGUACAGGGGCCAGGCAAAGGAGAUCAUGGGCGAGAUUGCAGAUAUGGUGGCAGAGAUCAACGGCAUGUCAGCAGAGCAGCAGGGGGCCGCCCUGGCAGAGUACCAGGACGCGGCCAAGCCGGGACCCGGCGAUGCCGCAGGGGACGCCCCCACAGAUGCGGGCUACUCCACCGGGCAGGCGCUUCCGCCCCUUGAGGGCGCGCAGGACGGCGGCGUGGUGACGAGGUUUCCGCCGGAGCCAAGCGGCUACCCGCACAUAGGACACGCAAAGGCCGCCAUCAUAAACGAGUGGUACGUCGACAGGUAUGGCGGAAAGAAGAUCCUCAGGAUGGACGACACCAACCCCGAGGGGGAGCGGCUCGAGUACUAUGCGGCCAUAAAGGUGGGCCUGGAGUGGCUGGGCAUACGGUACGACGUAAUCAAGAACACGUCAGACGACAUGGGGCUGCUGUACGCCAAGGGCGCCGAGAUGAUAAGGACAAACCACGCGUACGUCUGCACAUGCAAGCGGGACGAGAUCAGCAGGAACCGCCAGAGAAAGGCGCCCUGCAGGUGCAGCAGGGCAGAGCCCGGAAAGAACCACGACAUGUGGGAGAGGAUGUUUGAGAAGUACAAGCCCGGCGAGGCCGUUGCCAGGUACCGGGGCGACAUGGGUUCGGAGAACACGGUGAUGAGGGAUCCCAUCAUAUUCAGGAUAAUCGACGCCCGGCACCCCCUGACGCUUGACCGGUACCGGGUCUGGCCGGGUUACGACUUUGCGGUGGCGAUUGAGGACAGCUCCGACGGCGUCACGCACGCCUUCAGGACCAAGGAGUACGAGCUGAGGGACCAACUGUACUGUUCCAUACUGGACGACCUGGGCAUGAGAAAGCCCGUCCUGCUGGAGUUUGCCCGGCUGGAGUUUGAGGGCAUGCCCGUGUCCAAGAGGAUACUGCGGCCGCUGAUCGAGGAGCAAAAGGUCGCGUGGUACGACGACCCGCGGCUUCCCACGCUGGAGGCCAUGAGGAGGCGCGGCAUAAGGCCCGAGGCCAUAAGGAGGUUCAUCCUGUCCCUGGGGUUCACCAAGUCAAACACGCUGGCGCCCUUUGGGGCGCUCGAGGCGUUUAACCGCAAGGCGGUGGAUGCCACAAGCAUCAGGCUGCACAUGGCAAGAAGGCCCACGGAGCUGGCAGUCGGGGGCAUGCCCGCAUCCCCGGUAAGGCUUGCAAACCACCCGUCUGCUGACCUGGGCAGCCGCAUGCUGGCAACCGAUGACACCGUGCUCAUCUCUGGCGACGAUGCGGAGAGCCUAGCCCCGGGAGACUGCAUCCGGCUCAUGGGGCUGGGCAACGUGAGGAUCACAUCCGAAGGCCGCCUGACAGGGGAGUACUCGGGGGACGAGAUGAAGGGCUACCCCAUAGUGCAGUGGGUUCCCCGGAGGGUGGCGCACAAGAUAAAUCUCAUAAUCACCAACCGCCUCUUUGUGGACGGCAAGUUCAACGAGGACAGCCUGGUGGUGGAGGAGGUGGCAGUCGAGCCGCACUAUCUCGAGCUUGCCGACGACACGGAGAUCCAGUUUGUCAGGUUUGGCUACUGCAGGAAGGAGUCCGGGUACCGGGCGAUCAUGACCCACAGGUAG
Messenger RNA from Geodia barretti, 1695 nucleotides. Lineage: Eukaryota; Metazoa; Porifera; Demospongiae; Tetractinellida; Geodiidae. The record is from the annotation of a GenBank genome assembly.